GUUCCCCUGCCCUGGCUGGCUCUGCUUGGGCUCAGGGGCUGCUAGCACCCGGGGCUCCGCCCAGGCCCUGCUGGGAAAGCAGGAAGAGAGAGGCCCUGCCCCAGGCUGCACAGCCUGUUGCACUCAGGAAAGUGAAACCAGCUGAGCUGCUGCUGCUCCUCUCUGCCCAGGAGCCAUGGCUGCGGGGGACCUGGCAGGGAGCAUCCAGGAGGAGCUGACCUGCUCCGUAUGUCUGGACUAUUUUAUGGAUCCGGUGACUCUUGACUGUGGGCACAACUUCUGCCGCGCCUGCAUCGACCAGUGCUGGGGGGAGUCGGAGCCAAACUGCUGCUGCCCCCAGUGCAGGGAAACGGCCCCGCGGAGAAACCUGCGGCCCAACCGGCAGCUGGGCAACGUGGUGCAGCUGGUGAAGGGGCUGAGGCUGCAGGCGGAGAAGGAGCCCGAGGGGCAGCGCAUGUGCGAGAGGCACCAGGAGCCUCUGAAGCUCUUCUGCGAAGAGGACGAAGCCCCCAUCUGCGUGAUCUGCAGGGAGUCCCGGGCGCACAGAAAUCACACAGCGGUUCCCAUCGAGGAGGCUGCUCAGGACUACAAGGAGCAAAUCCAGAGCCACGUGGAGCGCCUGAGGCAGCAGAGAGAGGAGCUGCAGGGCCUGAAACGCGCCUGGGAGCAAGAGACCAGAAAGCUCCUGAGGCAGACGGAUCUGGAGAGGCAGCUGGUGGUGUCUGAGUGCAAUGGGCUGCGCCAGCUCCUGGAUGAACGCGAGCGUGUCCUCCUGGCCCGGCUGGGGGAGCUGGAUGCAGAAAUUGUCAGGAGGAGGGAGGAAAAUGCCACUUGCCUGCACGACGAGACUGCCCGCCUGAGUGCCCUGAUCACGGAGCUGGAGGGGAAGUGCCAGCAGCCAGCGCCUGAGCUCCUGCAGGAUGUCAGAAGCACUGUGAGCAGGGCCAAGGAGGGGACACCUUUGCAUCCAGCCCCCAAGUUCCCUGAGCUGGAGAAGACAAUCUGGGAUUUCCCUGGAGAGAACAAGCUGGAGGAGGCUCUGACGGGAUUCCUGAAGGGGCUGGCUGAAGAGAAAGAAUUCAGAAGAGCCCGAGGACACGCAGUGGACGUGACCUUCGACCCAGACACGGCAAAUGCCUACCUCGUCCUGUCUGAGGAUCGGAAAUGUGCGAGGGACACGGACACGCAACAGGAUCUGCCUGACAACCCUGAGAGAUAUGACACUGACGCAGAAGUCCUGGGCUCUGAGGGGUUCACAGGUGGGAGGCACUACUGGGAGGUGGAGGUGGGAGACAAGUCGGCCUGGGCUCUGGGCGUGUGCAGGGAGUCUGUGGACAGGAAGGGGGGGGCCAUACUGGCACCUAAGGAAGGAUACUGGACUCUGUGGUUGCAGGAUGGGAAAUACGAGGCUCUCACCUCUCCCUCAACGCCUGUCCCCCUGCGGGUGCAGCCCACACGGAUGGGGGUUUUCCUGGACUAUGACUCGGGCAAGGUCUCAUUUUACAACGUGACUGAUCGGUCCCACCUCUUCACUUUCACUGACACCUUCUCCGGGAUCCUGCGCCCAUAUUUCUAUACUGGUGUCUUUGAUGGCACCAACACAGCUCCCUUGAUCUUGUGCCCGGUCCCAGCCCAGCCCUGAGGGAAUCGCUGUCACUGCCAUGACACAUGUGGCACACGCUGUCCCCUCCCAGCCCUGCCCGACUGCCAGUCCCUCCAAUAGAGCUACUUCAGCCUGGACCCUGUUGCUGUCCUGCGCCUCAGGGUUCAUCUCCCAAUCCCCAUAUUCACAUCAUUGCCCACUUGAAAAUCAUCUUUCUGCAGUUUCCCUGGGUUUAUAACUUAGUUGCUUUAUUGGCUUCUUACACCCCAUGUCUUCACCCCCCCAGCUCCCCACUUGUUCCUCUGCUCCCUGUCUUAUAUUAAAAAAAAUUGUCGGACAGUCUGUUUCCUGCACUU
Molecule: messenger RNA, 1959 nt
Organism: Alligator sinensis (Chinese alligator)
Lineage: Eukaryota; Metazoa; Chordata; Crocodylia; Alligatoridae
Product: zinc finger protein RFP-like
Exons: 9
Coding region: 176-1642 (488 amino acids)
Molecular function (GO): zinc ion binding; protein binding
Source: RefSeq, a predicted model, not a curated record